Molecule: messenger RNA, 1203 nt
Organism: Apis laboriosa (Himalayan honeybee)
Lineage: Eukaryota; Metazoa; Arthropoda; Insecta; Hymenoptera; Apidae
Product: glyoxylate/hydroxypyruvate reductase A-like
Molecular function (GO): NAD binding
Source: RefSeq, a predicted model, not a curated record
UUUAAAUAAUAAUUAUAUUAUUAUAUUACAAAAACUAAUGAAAAGAAUUGAAAUGUAAAUGAAAAAAUAUAUAUAUUAAUAUUUACAAAAAAUUCCCUUAUGUUGUACAAGAAAUGUAGGUUAGAUGAAUUGAUGCAAUAUAUCGAAGCAAUAAAUCUAACGACAGUUAGAUCAUAUUCGCACGUGUUGAUAUGGCGCAGAAUAUUGCAAUUCUGUCCACGAUUCCUAGGUUAUCUUACCAUCUUCAAACGCAACUUCCAAACUUAAUGAUAUUUGACGUUUUGCCAGAUAAAUGUGAUACAUUAUCAAAAUUACAAAAUGCAGAUAUAUUAAUAACUGAUUGUGAUUUAUUUUUACCAUAUACAAAUAAAUUACCAUCUUUAAAGUGGGUACAAACAGCAUGGGCUGGUAUUUAACUAUUAGCUUCAAAUUUAAAAAAUAAAAAUAUUAAUUAUUCUAUUACACGCUUCUCAGAUAAAUCUUUUGGUUUAGCUAUGUCUGAAUAUGUGAUAGCACACAUUUUUAAUUUUGAACAUAAUCAAAAAGAGCAAUAUCAAAAUCAAAAACACAACCAAUAGAUGAAAGAUGGAAAAAUUUCUGAUCAUAGAUUAAUUUGUGAUUUAUCUGUAGGUAUUUUAGGUUUAGGAAAUAUUGGCAAAUCAAUUGCAGAAAAGUUAAAAAUAUUUGGAGCCACUGUAUGGGGAAUAUCAAGAACACCACUUAAAGAAAAUUUAAAUUAUCUUGAUGAACAUAGAACAAUUGUAUAUAUUGUAUAUUUAUCUGAAAUGCUAACAAACUGUGAUUAUAUUAUUAAUGUUUUACCAUCUACACCUAAUACUUUAGGAUUAUUAAAUGGAAAUGUAUUACAAAAUUGUAAGAAUCGAGGCAGUGUUUUUAUCAAUAUAGGUCGAAGUACAAUUAUUAAAGAAGCAGAUUUAUUACAUGCUUUUGAGCAACAAUGGAUUUUAGGAGCAAUUUUGGAUGUUUUUGAAGAAGAACCAUUAUCAAAAGAAAGUAAAUUAUGGACAUUGUCACAGGUAAUAUUAUAAUAAAGGAUAAAUAUUACUAUUAGUUAAAAUUAAAUCCAGCUUUAACUAAUUAAAUAUUUUUAUAUAAGUUACUAUUUCACUACAUAUCUCAGAUACAUCUCGCGCUCAAGAUAUCGUAAAAUUUUUUAUUCAAAAUUAUGAAAAAUAUAUUAAA